This is a messenger RNA of Quercus robur (English oak), 1151 nucleotides long. RefSeq names its product LOB domain-containing protein 36-like. Bases 1 to 927 code for a protein of 308 amino acids. NCBI's taxonomy places the organism in Eukaryota, Viridiplantae, Streptophyta, Magnoliopsida, Fagales, Fagaceae. The record is from RefSeq and is a predicted model, not a curated record. The transcript has 2 exons.
AUGUCAUCAUCGAACUCUCUGUGCGCAGCAUGCAAAUUCUUGAGGCGAAAGUGCACGCAAGGAUGCGUGUUCGCACCGUAUUUCCCACCGGACCAGCCUCAAAAGUUUGCCAAUGUCCACAAGGUCUUCGGAGCGAGCAACGUGGCCAAGCGUCUCAACGAACUCAAUGUUGCCCAGCGUGAAGACGCGGUGAACUCGUUGGCCUACGAGGCAGAGGCUCGCUUGCGAGACCCGGUGUAUGGCUGUGUGGGUCUAAUUUCCAUUCUUCAACACAGGCUGAAGCAAGUCCAGACUGAUCUCUACAAUGCCAAGAAAGAACUUGCCACAUACAUUGGACCUCAGGCCAUGCUACCUAUUCUCCAACCUCCCGGCUUUAUCCCACAGCAACAUCACCCAGGCAAUCCUUCCUCUUCUAGCGUGGCCUUACCUUACAACAUGUCGCCGAUGAUGAUGGGGAUUCCCACUGGUGUUGCUACGCAUAACGGCCAAAUGAUGAUUCGCGAGACCCAACAGCAACAGCACCACCAGCAUCAGAUUUUCGAGGCGCAACAAUUGGCUGCGGCGGUAGCUGCCAGAGAGCAACAUGAGAUUUACCGGAAUUACGAGCAGCAGCAACAACCAGAGCUUGUGAGGUUCAAUAGCGGGUUCGACCCGGCCGGUGCAGGUUCGGUCACUGCAAGUGGGUACAAUCAGAUGAAUGUUGCGGCCAUGUCACCUUCUUUGGCUCUGGGAACCUAUGAAACCCCUUAUCAGAUUCAAACACAGCAAGGAGCGGAACAUCACCACCCUCAUAGCAACCAUCAGCUUCAGGCACAGCUCUUGCUUCAACCACAACAGACACAAGCACAGCAACAAGGCCAGCAAACCCAGCCGCAGCAACCUAAGUCAGAAAGCGAGGAGGGUAGGAGUGUUGGUCCGUCUUGUUGAUGCUUCUUUUUUGUAGCACCCUAACCUUCCCGCUUUUUCAUCCAACCAAUUUUCAUUCUAAGGUAUGUAUUUUCUUUCUUUCUUUUCUUUUUGAUUUUUCUCUCUCUUUCCUCUUCCGGCGUGGCCUUACAUUACAACAUGUCGCCGGCGAUGAUGGAGAUUCCCGCAGGUGGUGCUACGCAUAACGGCCAAAUGAUGAUUCGCGAGACCCAACAGCACCACUA